AUGCAUACUGCUGCAAAGGUAUUGCAAUCCGGUUUCUAUUGGCCAAAUCUGUUCAAAGACUGCUAUGCUUUUGUGAAGACAUGUGACUGUUGUCAACGUACUGGAAACAUUUCAAGGCAUCAUGAGCUACCAUUAACUAAUAUGCUCGAGGUGGAGUUAUUUGAUGUGUGGGGUAUUGAUUUCAUGGUUGACUAUGCAUCUAAAUGGGUUGAAGCCAUUGCUUCACCAACAAAUGAUGCAAAGGUGGUUUUGAGGUUUCUACAGAAAAAUAUCUUUACUCGUUUUGGCAUGCCUAGGGCAAUAGUAAGUGAUGAAGGUACACAUUUCUGUAACAAGCUGUUCAAUUCUCUUCUAGCUAAGUAUGAUGUCAAGCACAAGUUGGCACUUGGUUAUCAUCCACAGUCAAAUGGGCAAGCAGAGUCUUUAAAACACCAAUUGGAAUGUCACCCUACCGUCUGGUAUUCAGGAAAGCUUGCUGUGAAGAAAUUGAAUUUAGACAUGAAAUUGGCCGGUCCACAACGCUUGUUGCAGCUUGAUGAGUUGGAGAAAUUUCGGAAUGAUGCAUAUGAAAAUACAAAGAUAUACAAGGAACGGACAAAAAAGUGGCAUGACAAGAGAAUCCUAAGUAGGGAUUUCAAGGCAAGAGAACGAGUUCUUCUAUUCAAUUUUCGUUUGAAACUCUUUCCUGGCAAGCUCAAAUCCCGGUGGUCGGGACCAUUUGUAAUUCGUAAGGUGUUCUCUUAUGAUGCAGUGGAGUUAGUAAGCAUGGAUGGGUCUACCUUUCAGGCAAAUGGACAACGCCUCAAGCAUUACUAUGGAGAGGAAAAUCGGGAUGUGGAAGAAAUUACCCUUGAUGAACCAACUUAA
This is a messenger RNA of Olea europaea var. sylvestris, 867 nucleotides long. RefSeq lists its product as uncharacterized. NCBI's taxonomy places the organism in Eukaryota, Viridiplantae, Streptophyta, Magnoliopsida, Lamiales, Oleaceae. Gene Ontology annotation, molecular function: nucleic acid binding. Gene Ontology annotation, biological process: DNA integration. The coding region runs from base 1 to 867 and encodes 288 amino acids. The record is from RefSeq and is a predicted model, not a curated record. The transcript has 3 exons.